AGAAGAAAGAAGAAGCUUGGCAAGCAGUGAACUGCUUGUACCUCUAGGUACUCUCGCCGGCUUCAUGGAGUCCUCAACAGGCCCGAGAAUAUUCUAUGACUUCAAUCGAAUGUCGUUCUUGCUUCACCUGGCUAUGUACUUGUACGUGUGCGGCUUUUCAACAUACGCCUUGUGGCACCACACUAAGAGUGAACCGCUGAUGGAUGGCUGCUGCGACCUGUCGGAGCAACAGUACAGCGUGCUACGGGGCGCGUACGUCAGCAUGACGCUGCUGAAACUGAACCAGACGGGACCACUCCGGUACCUGCGUGACUGUGUCAUAUUAGCCAACGCGACGAAGCAGCUGGCGCCGCAACGGUGUUGCGGCGAGAGUCAUCUACUCUCCCUCACCAUGCCGAGCGACGCGUUUAAGGUCUACGAACGUCCGCUAAAAUGUGGCUACGUGGUCUGCAAGCUGAUCUCCAACCGCCUGGAAAUGUUGCUCUACUUUUUUAUCCUCUUCUGUCUUAUGCACUGGAUGGCGUACUCGAGCAUCAGAAGCGAGUACGUUUUGAUGCGCCUCUUGGACGAGAGGCGAAGAAGGCGCGCGCUGACCGCCACUGAGGAGCGUCGCAGCAUGGCGGAGCCGCAAGCUGCACCAGCUGUCGGCCAAUGAGGUGCCUGAAGGACGAUCCACAACAAGCCAACAAGCCAGCACAAACAUUCACAUUACCAGCAACCACCUGCGCUGUCAGCCAGGAUGUUCUCCAUAGAGAAAUUACAGAAAAAAAUUUAUAACAAAGGGGAUGCUGUAAAAAUUGGUAGCGAAACAAAUGUAAUCUCAUUCAAGCACACUAAAAUGUGUUUCUUUACAAA
Dermacentor albipictus is the source of this 855-nucleotide messenger RNA. The record is from RefSeq and is a predicted model, not a curated record. NCBI's taxonomy places the organism in Eukaryota, Metazoa, Arthropoda, Arachnida, Ixodida, Ixodidae.